Messenger RNA from Melanaphis sacchari, 2773 nucleotides. Its product is annotated as POU domain protein 2-like. Gene Ontology annotation, biological process: regulation of transcription by RNA polymerase II. The transcript is spliced from 8 exons. The coding region runs from base 713 to 2587 and encodes 624 amino acids. NCBI's taxonomy places the organism in Eukaryota, Metazoa, Arthropoda, Insecta, Hemiptera, Aphididae. Gene Ontology annotation, molecular function: DNA-binding transcription factor activity, RNA polymerase II-specific; RNA polymerase II cis-regulatory region sequence-specific DNA binding. The record is from RefSeq and is a predicted model, not a curated record.
GUCAUACGCACCGGUCAAACGUACACGGUCGUCCCGCGUGCGGUUGUCGUUCGUUUUUUUUUUGGGUUUUUUCCGUUUUUUAUUUUACGUUUUUUAAAAAUUUUUCCUCGUUACCGAUAUAGUGGAAACCCCAAAAAAAAAAAAAAAAAUUUUAAUAAAUCGUCGUCGUCGCCGCGAGACACAGUGCCCAUGUCGAGAUACACGACAUCGUAAUAAUAUCGAAUUAUUAUUGAGAGUCGUCGUCGUCGUCAUACCCGUACGUCACACACGCGUAUUGUUGUAUUUAUUUUAAUAUUAUAUAAUUACAAUAUAAAUAACAUACGCGCGCCGUGGAUAAUAUUAUUAUUAAUUUUUACGAUUGUCGUGUACGCGCGAUUGUGCCGUCGUCGAGACACUACGUUUGCCGCGCGAGCAUUUGUCGCGCGCGCGCGUUCGCCCGUGUUACCGUCCGUCCGUUAAGCUGGAGGGCUUACCCGCGGUGGCCGGCGGAGAGGGGCUAAGGCUGGCCGCGGCCACCGGCGCCCAGUACCGCCGGGUCGACGACGACUCGAAGCUCGCGCACAAGUUCCACCCGGCCGGGUUCGAGUUCUACCGUAACCUGCACAAGUUCCACAACCUGAACAACAACAACAACCACAGCAGCAAGAACAACAACAACAACGACUCGCCGCCCUCGGACAAAGCGGCCGUCGCGGCGGCCGCAGCCGCGGCCAUGAUCCUGCAACAGCACCACCGCAUCGGCGGUCUGCUGGCCGGCCGGCGGCCGUCGUCUUGCGACGCCUCCGUCGCCGCCGCCGCGGCCACCGACCAACAGCCGCUCGACCUCAGCUCGCUGUCCGUGCCCAAGUACAACAACGGCGGCCGGGCGCACCCGUACUUUGCGCACCAUCACCACAACAACCAUCAUCACGGCCGGGUGGCGGCCGGCCACCAGCAGUCGUCCGCCAAGUCGGCGGUGUCGUCGCCGCCACCGCCGCCGGCCCUGAUGCGCGCCGUCCACGCGGCCGUCGGUUCGUCGUCCGACGACGACGACGAGGACGACGACGACGAAGACGAAGACGACGAACGCGGCAGCAUUGGCGGCAGGAGGAGUCGCGGCGAUCAGUCGUCGCCGCUACCGCCGCCCACGCCCAACGAAAACGACACUUCAGACCGACUGAUGCACCUAGAACACAAAUUCUACUGCCGAGAUGGUACUGAUGCCGAGAGUAUUAAAAGUGUCAAGUCUCAAUCACCUAUUCCAGAAGAAGAUGAUAAUGGUGAAGAGGAAAGGGUGGAAGAUAUCGUUGAUCACAGCGAGGACAGUACUGGAAGUGAUUUGUUGCUCAACUCAGAUGGAUCACCAGAUAGAAUUGGAGCAUUAAAUUUGGUUUCGCACAGACAUUCUGGUAGCUCUUCGAGCUCAGGUGUUAGCAGUACCGGACCGUCGGGAAAUUGUUCAGCAAAUGUAACAAGUGGUAGUGAUCCAUUAGCUGCACUACAAAGUCAGCAUUUCGCACAGAUUCCUGGAUUGGGAGUAUUAUCGCCGCAAAGUAAUCCAUUGAUCGGAAGUCCUCCUGGAGGGCAAUCUUCUCUUACUCCUCAAGAACUCCAAGCACUUUUCCAGCAACAAAUUCAAUAUUUAUUAAUGAGACAGUCUACAGCAACACAUCAGAAUCAGACUCCAUUUUUUUUUCAAAACCAAGUCCACCAAGCAUUGACUCAAGCAUCACUUCAACUACAACAGAUCCAACAGGCUCAAAAUAUGACUAACAACCAUCAGCAUUCUCCAGUUGGUAAUGGUCCUAUUCAGUCGACACGUCCAGCUGGUUCUUCAACACCAUCCCAUCAUUCUAAACACUCUGCUCAGACCCAAUCAUCUAAUAAUGACUUGGAUCCAUCAGCAGCAGCCGCUCUAAGCAGACUGGCAGAAACCAAAACUAGCACUGACGAUACCACCGAUCUCGAAGAAUUAGAACAAUUCGCUAAACUCUUUAAGCAAAGACGCAUUAAAUUAGGUUUUACUCAAGGUGAUGUAGGCCUUGCAAUGGGAAAACUCUAUGGCAACGAUUUCUCUCAAACAACAAUAUCUAGGUUUGAAGCUUUGAAUUUGUCUUUUAAAAAUAUGUGCAAGCUAAAACCACUGUUGCAAAAGUGGCUUGUAGAUGCUGAUAGCACAAUGACCAACCCUAGUGCAUUGUGUAAUCCUCUGACAACACCAGAAGCAAUCGGAAGACGUCGCAAAAAACGUACGUCCAUUGAGACGUCUAUAAGAUAUUCUUUAGAAAAAGCAUUUAGGGCAAAUCCUAAGCCUACAUCUGAAGAAAUAUCUAUAUUGGCCGAUAACCUAUCCAUGGAAAAAGAAGUGGUACGUGUAUGGUUCUGUAACCGCAGGCAAAAAGAGAAACGCAUUAAUCCGCCAACAACAACUAUGGCUGGUCAAACUACAUCUACCAAUACAGAUAUGUUUACCGCUUCGAUGUCAGUACAAAACCAGAGUGACAUGUUUCCUAUGCUAACUUCUCCAGGACAUCCACUAGCACUUGUAUCUUCUCCUUCCAUUGGAGGUCAUCAUCACCAUCACCAUCAUCAAAGUAACAGUGAGUGACAUUGGUCCAUCUCAUCGUCCCUAAACAAUGGAUUUGAUGAGCUCGGUCAACGUAGAUAUUUCAGGGCUCCUAUUGAUGGCAAAUUAUCACUUUGUUAGUCACAUAAAAUUUUGUAUUGACUUUCAUAUUGAAAAUUAGCAACAAAUUCCUAUUUGAAACAAAUAAUUAAAAACAAAAAUAAAAUC